Molecule: messenger RNA, 2031 nt
Organism: Vairimorpha ceranae
Lineage: Eukaryota; Fungi; Microsporidia; Nosematidae
Product: sec18-like vesicular fusion protein
Exons: 1
Coding region: 1-2031 (676 amino acids)
Biological process (GO): Golgi to plasma membrane protein transport; SNARE complex disassembly; intra-Golgi vesicle-mediated transport
Cellular component (GO): Golgi stack
Molecular function (GO): ATP hydrolysis activity; ATP binding
Source: RefSeq, a predicted model, not a curated record
AUGAAACUUACGGUCAGUCGAGUACAGGAUACAGAUAAAGGUAAAAUUAAUUUGGUGUACAUCCCAUAUUCAAAUGAUUUUAUAGACUAUGAUUAUAUAAUAAUAGAUAAAUAUUACGUUUUUAAAUUCUCUUUUCAACAAACUUCUAAAAUACUUCUUAGUAAAAUACAAAGAGAAUAUUUAAAUAAAGUUCCAGACAAAGAUACUUGUAAAGUUGAUGUACUUAAAACAAUAGAUUGCGAUCAGAUAAUAUUACUAAGAUUAGAUGUAGAGCUAAUUAAUAUGUCACAUGAAAAUGUUGAUGCUGUUAAGUUUAUUGAACAGUUUUCUACUACCUAUAGACUUUUUCCUUUUAAUACUGAACAGAAACUAUAUUUUUAUUACAACAAUCUAGGAUUUGUAAUUCAAGUAAGAGAGUUAAUUACAAAUAAUGAUUCUGAUAGUGGUCUUUUAUUGAAAAAUACCGAAAUAUAUGUAAACACAAAUUCUUCUAAAAUGGUAUUUAUAAAUAAUAAUAAAGAUAGUUUGUUACUAGAUCCCAAUUUCGAUUUUGCAAAUCUAGGAAUUGGCGGUUUGAAGGCUGAAUUUUCCCAGAUGUUUAGACGAGCAUUUGUCCAACGGGUUUUUGAUAAAGAUGUUAUAAAAAAGCUUGGUAUUUCUCAUGUCAAAGGAAUUAUGCUUUAUGGUCCACCUGGAACCGGAAAAACUUUGAUUGCAAAAAGAUUAGGAAAUUUAUUGAAUGCCAGGCCACCUAAAAUUGUGAAUGGUCCUGAAAUUUUAAAUAAAUACAUUGGACAGAGUGAAGAAAAUAUAAGAAAUUUAUUUAAAGAUGCAGAAGAAGAAUGGAAAAUUAAAAAAGAGGAUAGUGGAUUGCAUAUCAUAAUUUUUGAUGAAAUAGAUGCUAUUUGUAAAAAAAGGGGUAGUUCUACAAAUUCGGGGGUAGGAGAUCAAGUUGUUAAUCAAUUACUUAGUAAAAUGGAUGGUGUUGAAUCUUUAGAAAAUGUUCUAGUAAUUGGAAUGACUAAUAGACUAGACUUAAUUGAUGAUGCUUUAUUACGACCUGGUAGAUUUGAAAUACAUUUAGAAAUAUCUUUACCGGACGAAGAAGCGAGAAAUGAAAUAUUUAAAAUUCAUACGAAAGCCAUGUCCGAAGCGAAUUAUUUUGAUAAAAAUGUAGAUCUUAAAGUUAUUGCAAAGUUAUCAAAAAAUUACACUGGUGCUGAAAUUACUGCUGUAAUAAAAAGUGCUGUGUCUUAUGCUUUAGAGAGAAAAGUACAUAAUAAGGAAAGUAAUGAAAAAAAUAUUAAUAUUGUCGGUGAUGAAAAUAUAUGUGUAGAUAUGAAUGAUUUUAUGAAAGCACUUGAUGAAGUUAAACCUUCUUUUGGAAUUAAUGAAUUGGAUUUUAAUAAAUUUCAAAGAACUUUUUACGAAACAACAAAUUUUACACAAGCAGUCGAGUUUGGAAAAGAUUUUUUACGAAAACUUAAAAACACUAACCUUUAUAAUACAUCAUCUUUACUUUUCUAUGGUGAUCCAGGUGUAGGAAAAACUAGUUUAGUGGUAAAAGCAGCAAGAUUAUCAAUGUUUCCGUUUAUAAAAAUGAUAAGUCCAAGAAAUAUAAUUGGUCUAAGCGAAUACGAGAAAGUGAACUAUAUAAAAAAUAAAUUUCUAGAUGCUUAUAAAAGUGAAGAGUCAAUUAUUAUACUUGAUGAUAUAGAAGGUCUUAUUGAUUUUGUAAACAUAGGUCCUAGAUUUUCUAAUGCUAUUUUACAAGCUAUAAAAAUUUUUAUAAAAGAAGAGGACAAGAAAAAAUUAUUUGUCUUUGCGACAAGUAGUAAUGUUGAAGUACUCAAAGAAUGUGGAAUCUAUGAAUGUUUCCAUGGAACUUUUGAGGUUAAAAAAAUCUAUCGAGAGGAUUUUAAUGAACUUUGUAAACAAAGUAAGAAUUUUCAAGAUAUUCCUUUCAGUGAACCGUGUUCUAUAAAAAGUUUAUUGUCUUUGUUAAAUGAGCCGGAUGUAUCUUUACAAUAA